AUGAUUAAAAUUACAAAAAUCGAAUUACAAAAUUUUAAAUCAUAUAAAAACAAUGUUAUAAUAGAUAAUUUUCAUGAGGAUUUUAAUUGUAUUGUGGGGCCUAAUGGAUCUGGUAAAUCAAAUAUAUUAGAUGCUUUAUUAUUUUUAUUUGGAAAAAAAAGUAAAUAGAUAAGAUUAAAUAAAUUAAAAGAUUUGAUAUGUGAUAUAGAUAAAGAUAUAAAUGAAGCAAGAAUAACUAUAUAUAUUACAAAUAAUAUGGAUUCGUUUUCUAUAUCAAGAUCUAUAAACAAUAACAAUAUAUCUAAAUACUAUUUUAAUAAUAAAGUUAUAACAUAGAAAGAAUUAUAGAAUAGAUUAUUAAAUUAUGGACUUGAUAUUUCUCAUAAUAGAUUUAUUAUUUUAUAGGGAGAAGUAGAUCAAAUAGCAUUAAUGAAUUCUAAAGGUAAAAAAGAUGAUGGACUAUUAGAAUAUAUAGAAGAUAUAAUCGGAACUAAUAAAUAUGUUGAAGAUAUAGAAAAUAUAAAAAUAAUAUACAAGAAUUAUAGGAAAUAA
Molecule: messenger RNA, 552 nt
Organism: Alosa alosa (allis shad)
Lineage: Eukaryota; Metazoa; Chordata; Actinopteri; Clupeiformes; Clupeidae
Product: structural maintenance of chromosomes protein 4-like
Exons: 1
Biological process (GO): mitotic chromosome condensation
Source: RefSeq, a predicted model, not a curated record